UACACGUGUAAACAAAUGCUUGAAGAUGAAGAGGUACAAAAUUUGGUGCAUUCUGGUCAAAAGUUUGACCUGGUUAUUGUGGAGCAAUUUCACUCCGACUGUCCUUUGAGUAUAGCAUAUAAGCUAGGAGCACCAGUAAUUGGAGUUACAUCCAAUAUGUUGCUACCCUGGCAUUACACAAGGUAUGGAGUUCCCUACAAUCCUUCUUAUGUUUUAUAUGAUAUAUUUAAAGCAGGAACAAAACCAAGUUUCUUGGAAAGGGUUGUUAGAACGAUGAGUUUUCCAUAUAUAAAUUUCAUUCAAUAUUUAUGCAUGAAAGCUGACGAUACAGUGAUUUCGAAAUUUUUUGAUGAUGUACCACCAGUAGCAGAUUUAGCUCGUGAGAUUAAGUUUUUACUUCUCUACCAAAAUUAUGUUAUAACUGGAUCACAAAUUUUACCGUCAAAUGUGAUAGAAGUGGGAGGAUAUCAUGUCGCAAAACCUAAACAAUUACCCGAUGAUUUAAAGAAAUUUAUCGAUGAAUCUAAAAAUGGAGUAAUUUACAUUAGUUUCGGAUCAGUCAUAGAUCCUUCGUCUUUGAAACAUGAAAGAUUCGAAGCUAUAUUAAACGCAGUAAAAGAAUUGCCCUACAGAAUUGUGUGGAAAUGGAAUAAGCAGAUACCAAACAAGCCAGAAAACAUAUACGUGUCCAAAUGGAUGCCUCAAAAUGACAUAUUAGCUCACCCCAAUGUAAUAGCUUUUUUCUCUCAUUGCGGUCAAUUGGGUACUACAGAGGCUGUGCAUCAUGGUGUGCCCAUUCUUGGCAUGCCAGUUGUAGGUGAUCAGUAUUCUAAUGCAGCUGCGAUAGAAGAACGGGGUUUGGGAGUUCAAAUUGCCGUUAAUGAAUUAACUAAGGAGCUACUGCUACAAAAAUUCAAGAUUAUUCUAGAUCCUGCAUUCAGGGACAAUGUCAAACAACUAUCUAAUAUGUGGCGAGAUCGACCCGUAUCAGCACUUAGCACAGCUAUCCAUUGGACAGAGUUUGCUGCUCGGUAUCAUAACUUUACAUUUAGGCCAGCCGCGGCUGACGUACCGCUUUACCAAUAUCUGGGUCUCGAUGUGAUAUUUGUACUUUUAACAUUCUCAAUAUUUAGUGCAUUUAUUUUGAGAUGGGCUAUUUUUAAGUUAAUAAUGCGAUUGCGCAAAGUUUUAAAACAGAAAAAGGAUUGAUUGUUAAUUGCUAUGCUAUGAUAUAUUUUGUAUGUUAUUAAUAUAUAAUGAUUAAAAUUUCAA
Molecule: messenger RNA, 1272 nt
Organism: Zerene cesonia (dogface butterfly)
Lineage: Eukaryota; Metazoa; Arthropoda; Insecta; Lepidoptera; Pieridae
Product: UDP-glycosyltransferase UGT5-like
Exons: 4
Coding region: 16-1209 (397 amino acids)
Molecular function (GO): UDP-glycosyltransferase activity
Source: RefSeq, a predicted model, not a curated record